This is a messenger RNA of Notodromas monacha, 1275 nucleotides long. The record is from the annotation of a GenBank genome assembly. NCBI's taxonomy places the organism in Eukaryota, Metazoa, Arthropoda, Ostracoda, Podocopida, Cyprididae.
AUGUUGAGAAUAGUGACAUCUAGUAUUUACUUCCAAAAAAAGGCUGCACCCUGUCUAAAAGUUGUGCACCAUUACGGUUGCGAAUCGAAUGGUCUCUUUCAUUCCGGCGGAGACGCGAUUAGUCCGACACCGGAAACUCAAGGCUGCCGACGUUUUGCAACAUUCGGCGGUAGAAUGACCGCGUUUCUGCCCCCUAACUUGUUGGCCCUCUUCGCUCCGAGAGAUCCGAUCCCUUACAUACAACCUACGGACAAACUCCCCCACGAGAGAAAAACAAAUGGAUAUGCAGGUGUAUCCGCGUUUCUCUCGAAGUUCGAGGAUCCUGAAGCUACGCCGCCUCCCGUGAAAGUCGAAACCCGGGAUGAGCGUCAAGAACGGAAAAGAAGGGAGAAAAACGAACAGAUCGCCUACAAACUCGAACAAGAAAUCGCGAUGUGGAGUGCUAAUCAGGAUCAGUUCAGUGAAGCAGAAGCCUUCAGAACCCUUUUCAUUGCGAGAAUAAAUUACGAUACUUCGGAGUCGAAGCUGCGACGAGAAUUUGAAGAAUUCGGACCGAUUCGAAAGAUCACUAUGUGUCAGGACAAAGAAGCAUCAAAACCACGUGGUUAUGCAUUCAUUGAAUAUGAGCAUGAGCGUGACAUGCACGCCGCUUACAAGCACGCGGACGGCAGAAAGAUCGACGGACGCCGCGUCCUCGUCGACGUCGAGCGGGGACAUACGGUAAAGGGAUGGCUCCCUCGACGCCUCGGAGGUGGCCUGGGCGGGACGCGAAGAGGCGGUUCCGAUGUGAACAUAAAGGUAUCUGGUCGAGAAGACGGAUACGGGAAGCAGACGGCGGAUAGGGAUCGUUUCGCCGCCGCCGCUCGGUCGCCGUCGCGGGACCGCGGCCUGAAAACCAGGGAAAGAGAGAGGGACAGGGACCGAGAUCGCGAUCGUGGUCGCAGGGACCGCGACAGAAAGGGCGACGAGGACCGGCGCCGCAGGUCUCGUUCCAGGGACAGGGACCGCGAACGCCGCGGAGACAGGGACCGGGACAGGAGACGACGGUCUCGGUCGAGGGACAGGCGUCGUGGCGGAGACCGACGCAGCGACCGCAUGCGUGAGGACAUGGAUGUCCGCGUCAAGACCGACAUCAAGGAAGAACCCGACGCCGCCGGAUACGAGUAUGGAGGGGGAGGAGGUUUUGGUGGAGGCGGAUUUGUCAAGAAGGAGCCAAAAGAGUACUAUGACACACAGGAAGGGCAAUAUGGCGGCUUCAAUGCGCAAGACUAUUGA